Messenger RNA from Lactuca virosa, 1051 nucleotides. The record is from the annotation of a GenBank genome assembly. Lineage: Eukaryota; Viridiplantae; Streptophyta; Magnoliopsida; Asterales; Asteraceae.
CACAACACACUCCUCUUUCGUUUCAACUUUCAACUACGAUUCAACACUCCACACGCCAUGUACGGACACAGUGAUCACAACAAUGACUCAUAUACCUUCCCACCAGAAUUUCUUGCAGGACUAGGACCAGUGGCACCGCUACCUCAGCCGUAUGCCACCGCCGAUUGCUUCCUACCACCACCACCUUUAGCCAUUCCACAAUACGAGUUGGACUCAGUGUAUGCAACAAGCAGUGGAGGAUAUGACUCUCCGAGUUAUACUGCAAGUCCGAGCAUAGCAAUACAAAGGAGUGGUAGUAGCCAUUCGAUUACUAGUCACUUCCAUAAUAACCGCUUCUUUAAUCAACUCGUUUCGUCCCCUACUGAGUUAAUGGACUCAGAGGGGAGCAGUUCCACCACCAUGAGAAGGGUUUUCAGCGCAGAAGAUUUGCAGGGAACAAAUAUGGUGCAAAAUCACUAUCACCGAUCAGAAAGUCCAUUGUCAAGUGAAAGCAAUAGUAUCAUAGAAAGCAUGAACAAAGCCUGUCGUUAUUCGCCAGAUGAGAAAAAGGAAAGAAUCGAGAGGUACAGAAAUAAGAAAACCCAACGCAAUUUCACCAAGAAAAUAAAGUAUGUAUGUAGGAAAACAUUGGCAGAUAGCAGACCUCGUAUAAGAGGAAGAUUUGCCAGGAAUGAUGAAAUUGAGAAAGCAAUAGAGCAUCAGUGCACGAGUCAAGGAGGCACAGAAGAAGGAUUCUAUGAUGAAGAUGAUGACAAUUGGAUGAACAAUUUUCUUGAUUCAUUCCCACCAAAUCUCAUUCCAUAAAUCUUGAAAUGCUACUUUCUUAAUCUUAUUUUCACAUAAAAACUCAAAGAUGUGAAAAAAAAUUGAGUUGGGACACUGGUGUUUGGCUAUUAUAAAAUAUGGCAUCCCAAUUUUAUUUGUUUUUUGAGGUUUUAUAUGGAGAUUUAAUGUCUAGCUAGAUAUAUAAGAUUUUGGUUUUCGAAUUUUUUUUAAUUAUGUCAAGAGUUUUGGUGUAAUAAACUAAGGUUCUGACUCUAGUUUCCUGCCC